Messenger RNA from Salvia hispanica, 882 nucleotides. The record is from RefSeq and is a predicted model, not a curated record. NCBI's taxonomy places the organism in Eukaryota, Viridiplantae, Streptophyta, Magnoliopsida, Lamiales, Lamiaceae.
AUGGCUUCUUCAUCUGGUUCAUCAUUCUUGAUGCUCCCCAUUGCCGAUGAAAACAGCCAAGAAAUCCAACACCUCUCAUUCUACAAUCUCAAAAACAACAAACCCUACAACCUCAAAUUCCCACCAAGCCUCAAAAACACACAAUUCCAAUGCAUUGGUUCCUCCAAAGGGUGGCUUGCUUUCUUGGACCAAACCCUAAAAAACCCUUUCCUCUUCAACCCCUUCUCCCAAACCCUAAUCCACCUCCCCCAAAACCACCCCAACAUAACCAAACUCAUCCUCUCCCAAGACCCCUCCCUCCGCCCCCACACCUACGCCGCCGUCGCCAUCCAAACCCCCCUCUUUAACGCCAAGCUCUCCUUCUCCCGCAACCGCGACUCCACGUGGCAUGACCUCCCCAACCAGACCGAGACCUACUACGACGCUGUAUGCUGCGAUGCAACAAACACCCUCUUCGCCCUAGCCCCCGGUUUGCAAGUCGAGUCCUGGAACUUGAACGAUGAUUCUCCUACAAAGACGGCGAUAAUUAGGGCUUCUUUCCCUAGUUCAUUGCGUCUCGCGAAGGAGGCCUUCCCGCGUGAUCUCUACUCGUCUCAAUUGUACCUUGCCCUCGCCUCCAGAGGCGGUAUAAUCGUGGCGGUGAGGUAUGUCGGGGAGUUUGUGAGGUACGACGGGGAGGCGGUGUACGAGGGAGACACGCUGACGGACUACAUGGCGGCACCGCUGGUGUGUCCGUACAGGACAAUGGGGUUUCGGGUGCUUAGGGCUGACGUCAGCGGAGGGGAGUGGGCUGAGGUGGAGGGUUUGGGGGAUUCUAUGGAGGCCAUGAUUUUGGGGUUUUCUGCAUGGAGGAUUCGAGAUUUGAAGAGGUUCUUGAUUUAG